UUGCCGCUUGCGUCCGCGUUAACCGGCCGGCUGUCAAUCAACCCGGGGGGUGAUGAUGAGUGGUAAAUUAAUUUCGCAUUGAUUGACUCCCGACGUCGUACGGAAAGUGCUGAUUUCGAAGAUGACGAUCCCAGCAACCAUUGCGGUGACGCUUUCGAUGAAGUAGCCCGUGCGUGGUGCAGUGAACCGAAGUGGAUGAGCUGAAGUGCUGAAAUCUGAAGGAAACAUAGUGGAAAAUAUAGAUUAAUUGGGGGAGAAAAUAAAGCAACGCACAGAAGGACGCAACACAUAAGCUGGUUUCAAGCAAUCGUGAAAAAACUCGCUGAUUUCUGAAAAUAUUCGCCUAAAAAAGUUGAGAAUGACAGUUUUGGAAUGGAUAUGGAAUUGUUUCCUGCUUCUGCUGUGUGUAGGUAUCGCGAAGGCGGCACUAUCAUUUUAUUGGCCGUCGAUCGGAGAGUGGAGAUAUGACGAUUUACACCCAUCCCUUCGGUAUCACGAGUCGUGCAGAACGAAGCAGCUUCUCGUGAAUAGCGUCUUUUUCGUUGUCUAUCCUUGCGUCCUGGGCGCCCGUUGGUACCCCGCGAACCGGCAGUGGUCGUUGUGGACGGAGGAUGAAAAAGACAAAACCGACGCUUACGUUCAGUAUUCGCGCGAGGAGGAAGAACUUUUGCGCCAUGGUAUGCUCCGCGGGCGAAUGAUAGUACAGAAGGAAAUUGUACUGCCCACCGACAGUAUCCCGGAGGAGGAUGAGCCAUCGACCUACAAAACGUACGGUAUGGUAGAUGAUUGCGUUGUUGCAGUGAACGAAGACGAACCAUGUAAUGAGCGGAAUUAUUCUCCAAAAUCAUGUGAACCACUGAACUUGUCGAGAGAUGGUGAGGUGAUAGAUUUAAACGAUGAGGACAACAUCCUGCAGAAGCAACCUGUCAAAACCGCUAUGGAGAGUAUGGAUUCAUCUGCCUCUAGUAGCGAAGCAGAAGAUCAUGAUAACGUAAGAUUAAUUCAAUCAUCGCCGAAAACAUAUCGUGGUAUUUUGUCGGUUGUCGCCCGAGAUAAAAGUUAGUGCUACGUAAGCUCAGCAACGUCAUUUUUCUUUCCUUUUGUAACAUAUUAUUCUGGUUUUGCCAUCAAUUAUUAAAACUAGAAGGAUUCGUUGAAAGAGAGUCGCCGGGAAUUCAAAGCAGAGCUGAGAAUUAGUUUAGUGAACGGGUGAGUGAAGAACAACUGAUCGAUGAGGUGGCUUGAAGAUUUAUCCUACACAAUAUAUUACUUCCUGCGACUUGUAUUGGUCGAUGGGCAGCAUAAAUCUACGCUUCCAAAUCCAAAAAUAGCAAAAUCAGUUCAUUAAAUACACAAACUCUACCUUACCCCAGCACCGUAGCUAGCACAACAAAGGGCGGAUGGAUUGUUUCAACGCCAAGCAUCGCACGAUUAUGUUUCCCCAGCUGAUGGAUGAUGGAAAAUUGUUGACUCAUAAAUGUGAAAAUAUUUGGAAACAACACCAGCUCAUAGCUUGGGCAGCCAGAAGAGAACCAGCGCAAUGUGUUGUGCGGACCAAAAAUGGAGCAGCACCCACCCCGGACGAGUUUAAAAUUAUAACACCAAAACGAGAAUGCGUUCCACCAGCGGUCAUGGUGCGUGAGCGGCUGACUCAUUUGGUUUUCCAACGGCCACAUGCCACGAUGCCACGCUACAUGCCGUCGUAAAGGGGGAAUGCUGCUGCUAUUUUCGAAGAUGUCAUACAUGAGCCGCCCUCGCCAGCCGCUCUUGGUUUUGAAAUUUAAUUUCCGUCUAUCGCGAAGGGUUAUUUGGUGGUGGCCAUGUCGGAUGGCGGUAUCUGUACUGCCUCUUCCCGACGAGCGAUGCUUUAUCUGCCUCAAGCACGCCAUCGUUUCUCUUGCACCCACGCACGCAGACGAUUAAACCCCCGAUCUAAAGUGUUGCUAGAUCGCAAAAGUGAACCCUGAUCGGGCGGCAUGCUUUUUGACCGUGACAGACACCUCCACGAAACAACAGUGUGCCCACGUUAACCCAAUAUCGGUCCCAUUUCCGACGCAUAAUGAUAACAACGGGAGCGUUCUGGGUAUGUUGCCCCGCAGACGCAUCGAGCAGCAUCGAGUCGGCCCGCGAUGGGAAAUUAAACGAAGCGCAAUCUUGCGAGACCCGCCUGCACUUGGAUGGUCGAAAAUGGUGUGAAUAGCAACAGCUACGAGUGUGAACAAUUUAUGAUCCCACUCCUGGAAUGCCCCGAGUGGUUGCACAACGGCAGAAGAAGAUGUGCCGUCGUUUUCUCGUGAUGUCGGAUGUUGUGAUGAUGCUGAGUGUGUGUUGCUUUACAAACUCUGGGAAUGCCACGAUCUGCAAUUUGGAUUUGGAAAAAGCGACAAAGCAGCGGCAACCGGGGAGGGUUAUGGUGACUUGCAUGACAGAGUAUGGCUACUUUUGACGACGAGUUGAUUUACACUGAACAAAUGAUGAUCCCACCAUGGAGUUCGAGAACAGUUUGAACAGCUUCGUUGCAUCGUUUUCAGGAUUUUCUGUCAAUUGCCAUU
Molecule: messenger RNA, 2552 nt
Organism: Anopheles arabiensis
Lineage: Eukaryota; Metazoa; Arthropoda; Insecta; Diptera; Culicidae
Exons: 4
Coding region: 359-1063 (234 amino acids)
Source: RefSeq, a predicted model, not a curated record